UGGACACAGUUUCCUAAGUUUCCCUUUGGUAAUUUAGAAAUUCAGAUUCUAAGAGAUUUUCACCUAUCGUUUAACUUGUUAUUUUAAAAACUUAGAAGCGAACUAGAUUCGAAAAAUGACAUCGUCUGAAGUAUCGUCCAAUAGAAAAAUAUUGUCGGAAGAUUUGUCGAAUGUUGAGUUCGACACGAGUGAAGAUGUCGAAGUUAUACCCACUUUUGACUCCAUGGGACUUCGAGAUGAGUUAUUGCGAGGAAUAUACACAUAUGGUUUCGAAAAACCUUCAGCAAUUCAGCAGAGAAGCAUCUUGCCUAUAGUCAAAGGCAGAGAUGUAAUAGCUCAAGCACAAUCUGGUACAGGAAAGACUGCGACAUUCUCAAUUUCAAUACUACAGACUUUAGACACGACUCUGCGUGAAACUCAAGUACUUAUUCUUUCACCGACCCGUGAACUGGCAACUCAGAUUCAGAAAGUGAUAUUAGCUCUUGGAGAUUUCAUGAACGUUCAAUGUCAUGCUUGUAUUGGAGGUACCAAUCUUGGAGAAGAUAUAAGGAAAUUGGAUUACGGACAGCAUGUUGUGUCUGGCACACCUGGCAGAGUUUUUGAUAUGAUCAGAAGGCGUGUGUUGAGAACCCGGUCAAUAAAGAUGCUGGUUCUUGAUGAGGCUGAUGAGAUGUUGAACAAAGGUUUCAAAGAGCAAAUUUAUGAUGUAUACCGCUAUCUGCCUCCUGCAACUCAGGUUGUGCUUAUAUCAGCAACACUACCCCAUGAGAUAUUGGAAAUGACAUCAAAGUUUAUGACUGAUCCAAUAAGGAUAUUAGUAAAACGUGAUGAGUUGACACUGGAGGGUAUCAAACAGUUCUUCGUGGCAGUUGAACGAGAAGAAUGGAAGUUUGACACACUUUGUGACCUCUAUGAUACACUGACAAUUACCCAAGCAGUAAUAUUUUGUAAUACAAAGAGGAAGGUUGACUGGCUCACACAGAAGAUGCAAGAGGCAAACUUCACUGUCAGUUCAAUGCAUGGUGACAUGCCACAGAAAGAGAGAGACAACAUUAUGAAGGAAUUUCGUUCUGGUCAAAGCCGUGUGCUCAUUACAACUGACGUCUGGGCACGAGGCAUUGAUGUCCAACAAGUAUCCUUGGUUAUAAACUAUGACUUGCCCAACAAUCGUGAGUUAUACAUUCACAGAAUUGGUAGAUCGGGUCGAUUCGGUCGUAAGGGUGUCGCCAUCAACUUCGUUAAAUCAGAUGACAUCAGGAUCUUGAGAGACAUUGAACAGUACUACUCUACUCAAAUAGAUGAAAUGCCAAUGAAUGUGGCUGACUUAAUAUAACAUUGUUUAUAUUGUGUUCAUUAUCUUUGUGUGGAAUGGAUCUUCUGUCUACCCAGGGUAUUAGCCUGGUUAAGCACACGGUGAAAAGCUAAAGGCACAUUUACCAAUACUUCAUUAUAUAACUUAGCCGUAAUAUCUGUAUUUCUGUAUUAUCAAAACAUAAAUGUUUUAUUGUAUAA
Bombyx mandarina (wild silkworm) is the source of this 1512-nucleotide messenger RNA. It is a transcript of the gene eIF4AIII, whose product is annotated as eukaryotic initiation factor 4A-III. NCBI's taxonomy places the organism in Eukaryota, Metazoa, Arthropoda, Insecta, Lepidoptera, Bombycidae. Gene Ontology annotation, molecular function: RNA helicase activity; ATP binding; nucleic acid binding. The record is from RefSeq and is a predicted model, not a curated record.